Amyelois transitella is the source of this 9541-nucleotide messenger RNA. It is a transcript of the gene crb, whose product is annotated as protein crumbs. The transcript is spliced from 48 exons. Bases 188 to 7504 code for a protein of 2438 amino acids. Lineage: Eukaryota; Metazoa; Arthropoda; Insecta; Lepidoptera; Pyralidae. Gene Ontology annotation, biological process: heterophilic cell-cell adhesion; establishment or maintenance of epithelial cell apical/basal polarity. The record is from RefSeq and is a predicted model, not a curated record. Gene Ontology annotation, cellular component: plasma membrane; protein-containing complex. Gene Ontology annotation, molecular function: calcium ion binding.
AAGGAGGAGGUGAUGUUUACGUUUCGAUUUUUAUUUUCACUUUAGGGCUUGUGUUUUUCGUAUGAUUUUGAUUAAUUUUAGUAACUUUAAAGUUUUAUUUAUUGAAUUAUGUAUCAAUAAACCAUAAGUGAUAAGUUAGUGUUGAUGUCGUUUCUGUGUGUUGUGUUUUGUUGAUUAUUUCGACAUUAUGAAGGUAGACAUCAAUAGAGCUUGGAGGAGACGCGCGACUGCAGACGUAGCAGCGCGCCUGGUUCUGACAGUGACAGCAUGUGCGGCGUGCCUCGCCUUGGGGCACGCCGCCGAGCCCCUUGGGCCCUCCGACCGCCCCGAGGCUUACUUCAACGGCAGCUCCUACAUCCACCUCACGAGGCCCAUCUCACUCAAACAACUCGUCGGUCUCAGCUUUAGGACUUGCGUCGGAGGCGAGCUGUUCUCCCAACGGUUCGAGCGGUACACGCUACACGUAACGGCUUUAUACGAGCAAGUGGUGGUCUCUUGGGCCUUACCCACGCAGCCCACCAGGCAGGAGGCGCUGGCCACGGAGACCCUGGACAACCAGUGGCACUGGGUGGCGCUCAGGUACCGCCCCAACCCGCCCGCGCUGCUGCUCGAAGUGGAUAAGGAUGCUCAGGUUAUAUCCAACGUGACAUGGAACCCAGAACUCCUGUCUCCCGGCGCGCUGGAGGCCGGCGGGGCAGAAGUGCUGGUGGGCAACGUGUUCAGCGGCUGCAUCCACGAGGGGCCGCAGCUGGAGUUCCACGCCAACAACGCGCAGUUCCACAACGUUGUCUUCGGCCACUGCCCUCUCUCCACUGACGAAUGUAAAGACGGGAAGGACGUUUUAAGAAUACCGCCCAAAGAUCACUGCUACAACGAGCCUUGCAUGCGACAUGGAACUUGCAUCUCUAGACACGACAGAUACGAAUGCCACUGCACGGCGCGGUACACGGGCAACAACUGCGAGGUGGACGCCGGAGAUCCUUGUUUGUCGGCGCCCUGCCAGCACGGCGGACGAUGCCUGCUGGACUCGCGGGGAGACUACACGUGCGCCUGUACUCCUAGAUACCACGGAACUCAUUGUGAAUUAGAAGUUUCCUUGGACCCUGUCUGCGUGGCGGGUCCAUGCCGCAACAACGGAAGCUGCAGCGUGCCGCCCGGGGCAGACUCCUAUGUCUGCGCUUGCGUGCCUGGUUACACCGGACGUAACUGUGAGAUCGACAUCGAUGAAUGUGCGACUGCUGAGACUGCGUGUCUGCACGGCGGACGAUGCGUGGACGCCGUCAAUAACUACACCUGCGACUGUUCCAACACUGGCUACACGGGCGCCCGCUGCGAGACGAACAUUAACGAGUGCGAGAACGAGCGCGCCAUCUGCGGGCACGGCGCCUGCUACGACACGUACGGCGGCUACGUGUGCGCCUGCCAGCCCGGCUACACCGGCGAGCACUGUCAUAGGAUGUCGGCGUGCGCGUCGGGCCCGUGCGGCGCGGGCGGCGCGUGCGUGGAGGAGGGCGCGGGCGGCGGCUUCCGCUGCGUGUGCGCGCGCGGCUGGGCGCCGCCGCUGUGCGCCGCGCCGCUCGCCGCCCCGCCCGCCGCCGCGCCCGCCGCGCCGCCCGCCGCCCCGCCGGCCUGCGACGCGCCGUGCCCGCCGCGCUCGCACUGUGCGCACUAUAAGGACCUGCAUCCGGACAUCCCCACCACGGUGACGGGCAUCAUGGCGUCCAAACAGGCCGUCUGCGUGUGCGACCACGGAUAUUACGGCGCCCCGGGCUCCGCCCCCAACUGCAGCGCGGCGGAGGCGGCGUGCGAGGCGGGCGUGUGCGCCAACGGCGGCGUCUGCACGCAGCUGCCGGACGGAUUCAACUGCAGUUGUCCAGCCGGGUAUAGAGGCGUGUACUGCGAGCAGGCGGGCGCCGCGGGCAAGGCGCUGCUGUCCGAGCUGAAGGCGCCGCCCGAGAGGUGCUCCGCCUCGCCCUGUCUCCACGCCGCCAGCUGCCAGGACACGGCGGUGGGUUUCCGCUGCGAGUGCGAGGCGGGGUGGUCGGGGCCUCGCUGCGACUCCCCCGCGGGGGAGGCGGAGGCGUGCGGCGCGCGGGGGGGCUGCCUCAACGGCGGCGCGUGCCUCGACGGCGCCUGCGAGUGCCGCGCCGGCUACGGGGGCGCGUCCUGUGAGCUGGCGCUGGACUGCCGCGCCGCCUCGUGUCAGCCGAGGCAGGAGUGCGUGGAGCAAUCCGGCGCGUGGCGGUGCGCAGCCCUGGCGGCCGACUCGGCCUGCGCCUCGUCCCCGUGCCGCAACGGCAGCUGCCUCGCCCUGGACUCCGGCCUGUUCCGCUGCCAGUGCUCGCCCGGGUACACCGGUCGACUUUGCGACAUGGAUAUAGACGAAUGCACGCGAAAUCCGAAGAUUUGUAACAACGGAGUGUGCCUCAACAAUCCUGGCUCCUACCAAUGCUACUGCAGACCAGGCUAUACGGGCGACAGCUGCGAACAGGAUAUAGACGAGUGCCUGUCAUCGCCCUGCAAACAUGGCGGCACCUGUCUGAACUUGGAGAACAACUACGAGUGCACUUGUAUGGUCGGAUUUGAAGGCAAGGACUGCUCAAUAAACAUUGACGAAUGCGCCGCGUCCCCGUGCGCGUCCGGAGCGACCUGUGUCGACGGCAUCGCGUCCUUCACGUGCGUGUGUCCCGAGGGGCUCUCCGGCCCGCUGUGCGACACCGACAUUGACGACUGCGAGUCCAACCCUUGCGAGCACGGCGGCCGCUGCAUCGACGCCCUGAACGGGUACCGCUGCGAGUGCUCCGGCACCGGGUACUCGGGGGCGGAGUGCCAGCUCAACAUCGACGAGUGCGCCUCGGAGCCCUGCCAGCGCGGCGGCUCCUGCGUCGACGACGUGAACGACUACCGCUGCGAGUGCCACAGGGGGUACACAGGCAAGAACUGCGAAAUCGACAUCAAUGAGUGUGAAGGUGAACCUUGCAAACAUGGCGGCGUGUGCCUGGAGAGGAGCAACGCUAGUCUGUACCGCAACGAGCUGCUGCCUGUCCCCGUGGGGCCGCACCCGUCCAUGAAGCUGCCCCCGUCCUUCUACAGUCGGUUCUCCGUUGAGAACGCUAGCGGAUACGAAUGCGUGUGCGUUCCGGGCACGACGGGCGCCCGCUGCGAGGUGAACAUCGACGAGUGCGCGUCAUCCCCCUGCGGCCACGGGAGCUGCGUGGACGACAUCGGCCGGUACCGCUGCGAGUGCUCCCCUGGGUGGGAGGGGGAGCUGUGCGACGAGGAGAUCGACGAGUGUCAGCGCUACACUCCCUGCCAGCGAGGUACAGUGUUGUCUGAGAUGGCAGACGUCAUCCCCCUGCCGCCACGGGAGCUGCGUGGACGACAUCGGCCGGUACCGCUGCGAGUGCUCCCCGGGCUGGGAGGGGGAGCUGUGCGACGAGGAGAUCGACGAGUGUCAGCGCUACACUCCCUGCCAGCGAGCCCCUGCCGCCACGGGAGCUGCGUGGACGACAUCGGCCGGUACCGCUGCGAGUGCUCCCCUGGGUGGGAGGGGGAGCUGUGCGACGAGGAGAUCGACGAGUGUCAGCGCUACACUCCCUGCCAGCGAGGCCGGUGCUACGACGGGCGCGCCACGUACCACUGCAGCUGCGAGGCGGGCUGGGGCGGCCGCAACUGCUCCGUGCCGCUGACGGGCUGCGCGCGGCAGCCGUGCCGCAACGCGGGCACGUGCCUGCCCUGGCUGCACCGCGAGACGCAGCAGCGGUUCAACUGCUCGUGCGCGCCCGGCUUCUACGGCACCACCUGCGAGAAGAUCACCACAAUGUCUCUAGAGAAGGGAAGCUACGCGGAAGUGAACACGUCCAGGGAGGAAGGCUACGACCUCUCGUUCCGGUUCAAGACGACCAUCGGGAACAGCCUCCUGGCCAUGGGCUCGGGGCUCACGUACUUCUUCCUCGAACUCUCCAACGGGAGGCUGAACUUGCAUUCCAGUCUGCUCAACAAGUGGGAGGGCGUCUUCAUCGGCUCCAACCUGAACGACAGCAACUGGCAGAAGGUGUUCGUGACCAUCAACUCGUCGCACCUGGUGCUGGCCGCCAACGAGGAGCAGACCAUCUACCCGAUCAGCCAGAACGAGGCGUUCAACUCCAGCGUGACCUCGUUCCCCAGCACCCGGCUGGGCAACGCGGGCUCCUCGUACGCCACGCUCAGGCACGGCCCCAACUUCUUCGUGGGCUGCUUCCAGGACGUCGUGGUCAACGGGCAGUGGGUGCUACCGGAAGACUCGAACGCCACGAGCGGCGAGGCGGUCACGGAGGUUAUAGAGGAGGCGGACAGCCAGCCGGCGGAGGGCGAGGGGGGUGCGGGCGGUGUGGGGGGUGGGGGGGGCGCGCGCUGCGAGCUGCGCGGCGUGCGCGCGCGCUGCCCGCGCACCCCGCAGUGCGCGCCCAACCCGUGCCGCUCGGGCGGCGGCUGCGAGGACGCCUGGACCAGCUUCGUGUGCUCGUGCCCGCGGCCCUACCUGGGGGACACCUGCCAAUACAACUACACAGCGGCCACGUUCGGGCACGAGGCGGCGACGCCGCGCUCCGUGGUGACGGUGCUGGUGCGGGACGCCGCUCGCCGCGCCGUGCACGCCGCGCUCGACAUCUCCAUGUUCAUCAUGACCAGGAAGCCCACCGGCCAGAUCUUCUACCUCGGCUCCUUGCCCAGAGCCAGUCCAACAGACGAGACGCAAGUAUCGGCGUCCCUUUCCGCCGGAGAACUAUUGGUGCACCUCCGCUUCAACCAGACCUCCGAGAACUACACGGUGGGCGGCACGAGGCUCGACAACGGGCACAUGCAUCUCAUUGAGGUGGUGCGAAAUUCCACGCUGGUACAAGUGAAACUGAACGGCACGGAGUACUUCAGAAAGUCUAUAUCGGCGGCGAAGCAGCUGGACGCGCAGGUGCUGUACCUGGGCGGCCCCCCUCCCCCGCCGCCCGCGCCCGCCGCCGCGAACGCGCUGAGCACGCCGCCCCCCACUGACCUCGACGACGCUGACUACUUCAAGGGAGUCAUACAGGACGUGCAGGUGUCGAACGGCGUGAACGUGACCGUGGUGGAGUUCUUCCCCCUGGGGUCCGUGGCGGGGCUCCAGCUGCCGCCGCCCUUCGGCCACGUGUCCCUGGACCCCGCCGGGGUGCUCCGCGGCGUCGUGUCGGACGACGCGUGCGCCUCGCGGCCGUGCCUGCACAACGCCACGUGCACGCUCACCUGGAACGACUUCACUUGCACCUGCCUGCGCGGCUACAAGGGCAAGCAGUGCGCCGAGGUGGAGUUCUGCCAGCUGCAGGGCUGCCCCUUCAACUCCCACUGCAGGAACCUGGACGCGGGUUACGAGUGCGUGUCGGAGGCCACGUUCGACGGGGUGAACACGACCCUGUCGUACAAGCUGCGCGUGCCGCGCUCUGUGUCCAUCGCGGCGGAACAACAGGUGGAGCCGCCCACUUCGCUCACCAUCACUUACAGGAGCAAGACCGGCGGCACAUUAUUCCGCGCUCAGUCCGGCAGCGGCGCCAGCAUGGUCUGGUUCACGGUGGGCGUGUUCAAGGAGCAGGUGACCGUGGAGUGGCGGCUGUCCGCCAGCUCGCUGCCGCAGCUGCGGAGGAUGAGGAGCAGGGACCACCUGCUGUGGAGCACGCUGCGGUUCCAGCUGCAAGGGGAGCUCGUGAGCGUGCUGUCCAGGCAGCUGGUGACCGUGGAGGGGCGGCUGUCCGCCAGCUCGCUGCCGCAGCUGCGGAGGAUGAGGAGCAGGGACCACCUGCUGUGGAGCACGCUGCGGUUCCAGCUGCAAGGGGAGCUCGUGAGCGGUUCAUUCGUGGACGCGGAAGGUCACGAGGAGACCCUGAUGAGCGCGUCCAUCGACGCGGCGGCCUGGCAGCGCCUAAUGCUGGACGGCGAGCUGCAGCUGGGCGGCGUCAGGCCCGACCCCGCCUACACCACGCAGCUGUACGAGAACAGCACAGAAAUGGCUAUAACCGAGUACACUGACGGCGAAGACUUCACGGACAACUUGGCGGGAGAGUACUUUAAGGGCUGCAUGGGCGCGGUGCACGUGGGCUCGCUGCUGCUGCCGUUCUUCACGGAGGCGGAGCUGUUCGUGGGCGCGGCGGCGGCGCUGCUGGCCGCGCAGCCGCACUACGCGCUGGUGGCGGGGCGCGGCUGGGGCGCGGCGCGCGGCGUGGGCUGCGUGCUGUGCCUGGAGGCCGACUGCGCGCGCGGCGGCCGCUGCCGCGACGUGCGCAGCCACUACGGCUGCGUGUGCGCGCCCGGCUACAGCGGCGACUACUGCGAGAUUGAUAUAGACGAGUGCGCGUCCAACGAGUGUCAGAACGGCGCCACGUGUCAAGAUGGCGUCGCUUCCUACACCUGUCUAUGUCCGGAAGGCUUCGACGGCGAACUCUGCGAGCACGACAUCGACGAGUGCGCGUCGUCCCCGUGCCUGCACGGCGGCUCGUGCGCGGACCGCGCGGGCGGCUUCUCGUGCGCAUGCGCCGCCGACUGGGGCGGCGCCACCUGCGACGUGCCGCGCCGCCGCGCCUGCGCACAGCGGCCCUGCCGCCCGCUGCGCGCCUCCUGCGCAGACACGCCGCCCGACCCGCCCACCGGCAACAACUACACCUGCCACUGCUUCGACGGCUUCGAAGGGGUUCACUGCGAGUUCGCGUUCUGCGAAGUGAAGCCCUGCGAGCACGGGGAGUGCGUGGUGACUGACGGACAGAAACCGUUCUGCUCGUGUCCCGAGGGCUACUCGGGCAAGUACUGCGAGACGGAGCGCGACUCGUGCUCGGAGGACGCGGCGCUGUGUCGGCACGGCGGGCGCUGCCUGCCCGCGCGGCCCGGCUUCCGCUGCGACUGCGCCGGGACUGGUAACGUGACACAUACAUGGUCAAAAAGUGCAAAUAUGAAUUGGAUAUUGAGAACAGUGUUGGCGGUCGCCUUAACAGGCUACACCGGCGCGCGGUGCGAGACGGACGUGGACGAGUGCGCGACCGGCAUGGUGAGCUGCGGGCCAGGGGAAUGUCUCAACCUCGACGGCUCAUUCACUUGCAUCUGCUCAUCCGGUUUCUGCGGCGUGGAGUGCAAGCUGCGCGACCCGUGUUUCGAGCCGCACGGCAACCGGACCGGGCCGUGCGCGCACGGCGCCUGCUCGCAGCGCUGCGCCGGCGCACCCGCCUACCGCUGCGACUGCCACGAGGGCUGGCAGGGGAUUAAUUGCACGGAACAGGCGGCGUGGGAAGGCCCCGGCGCGCUGGGCGGCGGGCGGGGCGCCGUGAUCGGCGUGGGCGCAGCGCUGCUGGCGCUGGCGCUGCUGGCCGCGGGCGUCGCCGCGCUCGCCGCGCAGGCACGUCGCAAGCGCGCGACCCGCGGCACGUACUCGCCGUCCGGGCAGGAGUACUGCAACCCGCGCGCGGAAAUGAUGCACAACGCACUCAAACCGCCGCCCGAGGAGAGGCUUAUAUAGACGACAUGGUCAUGGAAGAAACCUACAAGAAAUAAAUGAACAAAUUAACGAAAUUGGAUGGAAGACACGAAACGUAUCCCAUGUCAACUGCGAGAGUGUGACUGACUCAAUGUGUGUGUGUUAAAGAUGUGUGCGCGGGAGUUGUGUGUGUAUGUGUGUGUGUGUGUACACGUUUUUAUAUCGACGGCGAGCUUGACGUGUGUGGGGGGUGUGUGAGUUGAGUGCUAUUUAAUAUUAAUAAGGGUAAAAAUAUUAAACAAAUUUUGUACUUAAGCGGUGAUACCUCCUAGGAAUUAGGUUUAUUAUAGGACGGAAUGGUAGCGCAUGACAUUAAUUAUAUCAAGACGGAAUAUCGUGCCUGAAAUCGCAAUUUUAUACACAUUUAUUAGAUUUUAUAUUGAAAUGAAAUGUAAGAGUAUUGUUUUAGCUAGUAAAUUCGUGUAAGAUACUUUAAAUUAACUAUGAAAUUUGUGUUUUAAUAAUAGGCGAUUGUACUUAAUGUUAUAUGAAUUGAAUUAUACUAGUCUCUUAAGGUAAAUUAUGAGGUGCGUAUAUACGCAAUGCAAAAGCGAAUACUAGUAUACGUACAGUGGACCAAUGAGAAACUAUCUCGAAAUGUAUCUUAAUACUAAGGUGUGUACACUUGCCUGUGAGAUCCACUGUACAUGCUAUGUUCACUACAGGAAUUGUAUUUACACUUAUCCAUAUUUAGUAUCAAAUUGAGAGGCAUGUUGGAUGAAAUAAAAUAAUGUAACUUAAUGUAUUGUAGUUUACUGUAAUCGCCGCAUCGGCGCUGGAUUCGGUGUAUCCGGCGCAGGCGCAGACUUAUUCUCACUGUUUCUACCAUGUUUUAUUAUUGUGUUGUUUUCUUUGUACUUCUAAGAAAAUUACAUUCCCAAGGUGUGGGUGUUGUUCGGCAUAUCUGUUGAUAAUAUUUACAAUAUUAUUAUGUUACAAUUGUAUUUAACGGACUUUGAAAGAGCUGGGAAUACGUUUUGAGAGAGAAGACUAAUCUCAAUUAUCUUUUUAGACCUCUAUCGCAAAACUUUCACAAAAAUAUUUCCCACACGACAGAAAUUGUGAGAUCAAAGUCGCACGAUGCGGGAUUGGUUAAUAAAUGAAUUUAUGCACCCCUAUGGUGCGAUGUUAGUUGUAAGUUAUGAUGUGUAAGGAAAUAUAAAAAGCGUGCAACAUUCUAAAUUACAUUUUAGUGAAGGCGUCCCUCGACCGCACCAGGUCCGCCCUCGCCGCGACGCCUCCUACUUACACAUUUAAACAUAUUAAUGUCUUAUCACUUAGUUAAUCAAUUCAAGCAAUAAGUUAACUUUUAAGGUUAGAAAUUAAUAUCCCGAUUUAGAAAUACUCAAUUGUAGAGGUGUGAAGCGGCGAAGGGCGGGCGCGGCGAGCCGUCCGUGCCUUAAGAGAAAGUCUGUAUGUUUUGGAGUUAUUUACAUAUAUAUAUAUAUAUAUAUACAGAUUUAGGACAAAGUAUUGUAUGAUAGACUGUAAGUACACGUGUAUGUACAGUAGAUUUGUAGGAGCUAUUUACGAGAACCCAUAGUAUUACGUGAGUGCUCAAUGUUUACAUUCCAUUCGUAAUAAACUCUUGAGGAAUUGUUGGUAUGCAAUUUUUAUGUUCGUUUUAUAUUUAACGUAUUACCUGUAUUUUGAUGAGCGCCAUUUUGUUUCGUCUGUUCUUUUUACCUCUUUCUUUUGUGAUAUUUUCUGAAUGAGCAAUAAUGUCGACUGUAUUUUAAUUUAAUCUUUAUUUACUUAAAACACUUAUUUCUAUAGAUAAUUAAAACUUUACUUUGUAACAACAAAUUGAUAGCAUCUUAAUCAAAUUUGUCCUUUCUCAAUAAUCGUCUUAGUGAAUAGGAAAUUUAGAUUAAAUGAUAUUGUACAUAGAUUCCUUGUAUGUAUGGCUAUAGUUACUAAUCAAUGUUACCGUCCACUGAGCGUAACUAAUUGUAGCUCGGCGUGUUAUUGCACGGCCUAUUGGCGUAUAGUGACUCAAUAAAGGACGUUCUAUCACUG